Molecule: messenger RNA, 1113 nt
Organism: Mitosporidium daphniae
Lineage: Eukaryota; Fungi; Microsporidia
Exons: 1
Coding region: 1-1113 (370 amino acids)
Molecular function (GO): protein binding
Source: RefSeq, a predicted model, not a curated record
AUGAGGCGAAGAGUUCCUAUCCUCUUUGUAGGGGCCUGUGUUGCGCUUAGUACAGCCUCUGUUUCAUAUUACAACUUUUCAAAGAAAAAUGUCCAUGUUUGGAAGGAUCCUGUGGACGAGAUCGGUGCUCAUGCCUUAAAGUCGUUCUAUGAGAGUAACUUUAGGGAAGCUAAACGGCUGUUUGCAAAAAUAUAUGCACAACUUCACACCAACUCCGAAGCCAUUUCUGCAGACUCACGUUGGUCCCAUCCAAUGGCAAAAUGGAAUCUUUUAAGGACUUUAAUGCAAAUCGAAAGGGAGUUAAAUCCAUCAAACUUACAAAUUGCACAGUAUCUCAUACUAAGCUCUUCGGCUUUUGUUGCGGAAAACUCAAAUUCGGAACAAUUUUCUACCCUAUUGGCAGAUUCAUGCAUGGUCGCUGCAGAUAUUCUUCACAGAAAACAGAAGAUUCAGGAGGCUCGGUCCUACUUAGAUCUUGGAUUAUCAUUUUUGACCCCGGUUUUGAAUAGUCUCGUAUCUUCAACUACAGCAGAGUCUCCAAAAGAUAUUUUGAAAAGGCAUGUUGAGUUGUGUAAUUCGAUUUCUAGUCUAUUAGAAACUAGCGGGGAAAAUUAUCUUUUGGAUGGAAAUUGGCUCAACGGGUAUGAUCAUUUUCGGCAAUCGUAUGCAUUACUUGCACAAAUGGAUCCAAAUUCAGCGGCUGGGGAUGAUGAUAAAUCAAUAUUUGAAAAGCUACAGUUAGACCCGGCGUCAAGGAGAUCAAUCCUUUUUUAUAAUAUGGCAACCUGCUUAGUUGGGCUUUCGAGAUUCUCAGAAGCGAAAGCGUAUUGUGAAACAGUUAGAAGUUUGCUUGCAAAUAACCAUGAAAGAUCCGCGAUGGAUACGCUUAAGAGGCUGAUUUUCCCAAUGAAUUUAAUAGAAAAAACUAAAGACGAAAACAUAAGUCUUUUGAACAGAUACAAAGACAUGAAUAUGCUAUUACUUGGCCAUAUUAAUAUGGCAAUGGAAAGCUCGGAAACAGCCAUAGAUCUAUUUAGUGAAGUAUUAAGGAACACUUCGGAGGCUGAUUUGAGGAGGGAGGCACAUUCCUAUAUGCGAAAAUUGAAAAAAUAA